Effrenium voratum is the source of this 1641-nucleotide messenger RNA. Lineage: Eukaryota; Dinophyceae; Suessiales; Symbiodiniaceae. The record is from the annotation of a GenBank genome assembly.
AUGGGGGCGGCUGCCUCGUACGAUGUGCCGCUGGAUGCGACCAGCCCACGGAGGUUGCUGGUGCAGCGGAAGGUCUCGAAGCUCCUGUCAGACCCGGCGGCCCUGGAGGCGCUCUGCGGCUCCCUCUUCGAGCGCUGCGGGGGAGGCGUGUCGCGGGAGCAGCUCAGGCAGCUAACGCGGGAGGUGGUGAGCAGUGCUGCCAUGGAGGAUGAGAAGGCCCUCAGCGAGCUGCUGGAGAUGCUGGAGCCUGCCCCCAACAACUUCCAGGAUGGCCAAGCGCUAAGUUGGGACGCCUUCCUUUGCUACGCGCGCUGCGUGUUGCGGCUGCUACACGCAGCACUGCAGGCCAUGGCGAUCGACCUGAUGAGCACCACCUUCAUGAUGGUGUGCAUGGCCUUGGUCCAGCUGAUGACGCCGGGCCUCGCCUUCUUCUAUGCGGGACUGGUCAAGGACACCAGCGUGCUUUCCAUGAUGAUGAAGAGCUUUGUUUCCAUGGGCGUCGCCGGCAUGAUUUGGUUCUUCUUCGGCUUCUCCCUCUGCUUCGGCGACAGCCUCACCGUCAUCGGCAACCCCGGGACCUUCGCGGGGUUGCGGAACCUCAAUAUGCACGAGGCCCUGCCCGGGCAGACCAUUCCAGGCUUGCUCUUUGCAGGAUUUCAAGGCAUGUAUGCAGUGGUCACUCCGGCCCUGAUGACGGGUGCCUUUGCGGACCGCUUUCACUUCAAGCCCUACCUCAUCUUCAUCGCGCUUUGGCUUGUGGUGGUCUAUGCGCCUUGCUGCCACUGGGUCUGGGGCGGCGGAUGGUUGGCCCAGUGGGGCGUCUGGGACUUUGCAGGGGGCAUCGUGGUACAAAUCACUGCCGGCUUCUCGGCCCUCGCCUCCCUCAUCGUGGUGGGAAAGCGCCAAAUCGCUGAGGACGACAAGGACGGCAACAAGCCCCACAAGGUGCCCUUCCUCCCGCUGGGCACCGCCCUGCUGUGGCUCGCUUGGUUCGGCUUCACCGCGGGCUCGGCCCUCGCCGGCGCCGCCGGCGGCGCCGGCGGCGCCGCGGUGGCCGCCGUGAACACGGAGAUCGCCGCCGCCGUGGCGCUCUUCCUGUGGCUGAUUGUGGACUGGGUGCACCACGGGCGCCCGGGCCUGGGUUUGUGCAUUGGCUCCAUCGCCGGCCUGGCCGCAGUGACCCCCUGCGCCGGCUUCAUCCAGCCCUGGGGCGCUUUCGUCCUUGGCGUGGCAGCUCUGAUCUGCUACGCGUGCUGCGAGCUGAAGAAGAAGUUUGGCUUUGACAAUGCACUGGACGUGUGGGCUGCGCUCGGCAUGGGCGGCUUCAUUGGCUCGGUGCUGCUGGGUGUGCUGGCAGACCCCGAGGAGUGUGGGGACGCGCCAUCGGCCCCCAGCUCCUGUGUGAACCCAGGCACGGUUACGGCAUCCUGGGAGCAGCUGGGCAAGCAACUGGCUGCUGCGCUGCUGUGCGCCACCUACUCUUUUUUGACCACCCUGCUUCUGCUGAAGGCGCUCAAUCUGGUGAUGUUCCUGACGCCUGAUCACGACAACCUGGAUGUGGAGGAGCAUGGUGAGACUGCGUACGACACGCCCGCGAAGCAGCACAUCCAGUCUCAUUCCAGCGACCAUAUGAAGGUGUAG